AUGGCCGUGAUGAGAAGGCCCUCGAUGCGAGCCGCCGCCCUCUCCAGCCAGGGCAGGUCCACAGCGGCCAUGGAGAGCAGGAGCAGGAGCACGGCAGCUAUGAGGAGGAGAAAGUAUACCACGACGUGGUCUGCGUUCGCUGCGAGGUUUGGCACGGUGGUGGACAUGAUCCCAGAGACCCCCCCAGGCCGCGAAGUAGAGCGCGGCUCUGAAACGGCGGUUGCGGACGCCGGGAAAGCCGCCGCCGCCGUGACGAGCGGCCGCCCCGCGGUAAUCGUCGUCUGCGGCGACGCCGUCGUUGUUCAUAGCUGCGUGCUUUUGCGAUUUCAGUUGAUUAAGCUUGGGAUCGAGCCGUCGGGAGUGGGGGGAGGAGACGAGGAAAGCGCGAGCAAUAGAACAUGCAGUGGUACGUUUUGUGAACAACCAGAAGGUGGGGAAGAGAAGGGUGCUCUGCUUACCGGCGAAACGGCGAUGCGGCCAGGCGGGCAGCAGAAGAGCGAAACCGGCAGGAGGGAUCGGAAUACCCGCGUCGGUGGUGGCCUGCUGUGGACGUUGCCGCCUCGCUGCAACUCCAACCCGGGCUUUGAAAGAGGAGGAACAGGAGGUGGUGGUGACCUGGCGGGACAGGCGGGCGGAGAGGACAAUGAUGAGGUGCUGCGGAUGGACGGCUGGGGACGCCUGAUCGAGAUGGGAUGGAAGACAACGAGAAGAGUAGAGGAUGCCGUGAGCCGUGGCCAUUGGCCAAGGGAGGGGGCGAGAACAAAUCUUGAGAGAAGAACUUGCACAGAUACAAUAACGAACGCGAAUGUCGAAAACUUUGUACAAAAAAUGCUUGUCGCUGCCCUGGCAACUGGCAUGGGUACCUACCGGCUACUGUGCUGGCCAGUGUUAUUAGCUAGCCUGUCUCUCUGUCUACUAUUCUGCAUAAUCAUCAAUGACAACCUUGUUGAUUCUUUCUGCAUUGCUGUCCUUGAGUGGCUCAGGGAGACGUGA
This is a messenger RNA of Miscanthus lutarioriparius, 993 nucleotides long. NCBI's taxonomy places the organism in Eukaryota, Viridiplantae, Streptophyta, Magnoliopsida, Poales, Poaceae. The record is from the annotation of a GenBank genome assembly.